Gavialis gangeticus (Gharial) is the source of this 4266-nucleotide messenger RNA. RefSeq names its product family with sequence similarity 171 member A2 (gene FAM171A2). The record is from RefSeq and is a predicted model, not a curated record. Lineage: Eukaryota; Metazoa; Chordata; Crocodylia; Gavialidae.
CCGGGCCGGGGGCAGCGGGCAGCGGCCNCCAGCACCAUGGCAGCCCGGCGGUGCUGCUGCAGCCGCCUCCUCCUGCUCCUGCUGCUCUUCCCCGGCGGCAUCGGGCCGGCGCUGGGCAAGUCUCCGGGGGACCCUCCCAGCCCGCAGGAGGUGCUGAUCAAAGUGCAGGUGUAUGAGAGUGGUGACCUCUCCCCCCUGGCCCAGGCUGCCGUGGAGAUUUAUGGGAACCGGACCUCGCUGGCCUCAGGCUCCACAGACCAUGAGGGCAUUGGUGUGCUGCCCAUCAGCUACCGCUUGGGGACCUGGAUCCUAGUCACUGCCACCAAGCGGAGCUACGUCACCAACUCUGUGCCCUGGCGUGUCGACAAGCUGCCACUGUAUGCCUCUGUGAGCCUGUAUCUGCUCCCGGAACGACCCGCCACCCUCAUCCUCUAUGAGGACUUGGUGCAGAUCUUGCUGGGAUCACCAGGGGUCAAGAGCCAACCAUGGGUGCAGUUCCAGCGCAAGGCAGCUCGCCUGCCCCGCAGCUCCACAUACAGCCAGCUUUCUGCAUCACUGACCACGGCUAGUGGGGAGCAUGACAUGAAAGGCUUCCCAUCCUUCAUUGGGGCUGAGAACAACGGCAACGCCAACAGCACCUGGCUGGAGCUGGCCCCCAUCGCCGCCAUCAGCGUCCACCUCUUCACGGGCAAUGGCACCGAAGUCCAGCUGUCUGGCCCCGUCCACCUAUCCAUCCCACUGCCUUCUGACACCAGUGCCAUGACAGCCACCAGUGUGCCAGCUUGGAGGUUUGACACCAAGAGUGGCCUGUGGAUCCGUAAUGGGACGGGGCUGAUCAGGAAGGAAGGCCGUCAGCUGUACUGGACGUUUGUCUCUCCUCAGUUGGGUUACUGGGCAGCAGCACUGCCCUCCCCAACCACAGGGCUGGUGGCAAUGUCUGCAGGGAUGAAGGAUAUCACCACGUACCACACCAUCUUCUUGCUCACUAUCCUGGGUGCGCUGGCCCUGCUGGUCUUGAUUCUGCUCUGUCUGCUCAUCUACUACUGCAGGAGGAGGUGCUUGAAGCCCCGGCAACAGCACCGGAAACUGCAGUUAUCUGGGACCCUGGAUGCCUCCAAGAAAGACCAGGCCACCUCAAUGUCUCAGAUCAACCUGAUCUGCACUGGCCACAUGGAGACAACAUCAUCCAAUGGGGACACAGACAUGCACACGCCCAUCCUCAAAUCUGCCUUCUCCACCUCCCGUGAGUUCGAGAGCUCCCGCGAGGAGUUCUUCAAGCAGGUCUCCAGCCAGAAGCUGCGGCAUGUCAGCAAGGCCUCCACAGACACCCUUAGCCACCGAGGCGCCCCCAAAGAGGACUACCAGAGGCCUGGGGAGGGUUUCUCUUUGAAGGCAGCCCGCUCUAUGGAUGUGCCGGGUGCCCUGGAGCCCCCGCCGCUAGAUGAGUACAAACGCAGCUUCUCUCACCAGCGCAUGGAGGACAAGAGCACAGAGACACAGAGGAAGCACUCACGGAAUGAAAGCAAGCCCUAUCUGCAGGAGCCGCCCUCGCCCCCACCCCUGCCGCCCCCCUUCGACCACUAUGUCGGGCACAAGGGAGAGCCCAAACCCCCCGAGUUCAUGAUGUCGCAGUCUGUUGAUCACCUGGCCAGACCCACCUCCUUGACCCAGCCAGGGCAGCUCAUCUUCUGUGGCUCCAUUGACCACAUGAAGGACAACAUGUAUAGGAACGUCAUGCCCACUUUGGUCAUCCCAGCCCAUUACAUGCGGCUGGCAUCAGAUUAUCCGGGGCCGGACCAGGCUGGGGCUGCCAGUGCAGGCAGGGAUAGCCAUGCCCCACCAGUUUGGACCCCAGGACCAGCAGCGGCAGCUCCUCCAGCAGCAGCUGCAGCUGCAGCACCAGCAGUACCAGCAGAUGCAGCAGGCGGGGCAGCUGGGGGAGGACUCGGAGGGCAAGGCUGGGGGACUCACUCAUCCUCUGUCAGUGGCUCUGUCACCAUCCCGGUCCUGUUCAAUGAGUCUACCAUGGCCCAGCUGAAUGGGGAGCUGCAGGCGCUGACAGAGAAGAAGCUGCUGGAGCUGGGCGUGAAGCCACACCCACGUGCCUGGUUCGUGUCACUGGACGGGCGUUCCUCCCAGGUACGGCACUCCUACAUCGACCUGCAGACCAGUGAGAAGAGCCGCAGCAAUGAUGCCAGCCUGGACUCGGGUGUGGAUGUCAAUGAGGCCAAGCCCCACAAGCGGCCCAAGGAGGAGCGGGAGCGGGAGCGACCCAUAGCCCCUGCCCCGGCCCUCGCCCCAGCCCAAGCCCCAGCCCCUGCCAGUGUGGCCUACUCCAAGCUGAUCUUCACCGAUGACACGGAGCAGAGCAGUAGUGAGAGCCGCACAGCCAUCUGCUCCCCCGAGGACAACUCACUAACACCACUGCUGGACGAGAACGCCGACCACCGGGCUGCCACCAUCCCCCGCCGGGGCCGCAGCCGGGGCAACAGCUCCCGCAGCAGCAACAGUGAGCUGCGCCGGGACUCCAUGACCAGCCCUGAGGACGACAUGAAUGACCCGUCGGAGGCGGGGGAUGAGCAGGGGGACAAGAAGAGCCCCUGGCAGAAGCGCGAGGAACGGCCACUGAUGGUCUUCAAUGUGAAGUAAGCAGCAGGGGGGCUCGGCGCCCCACCCUCUCUGCCCCCCCUGCUCCCCAGCAGUGCCUGCCUCAGCUCAGCCAGUUUGGCAGGUGGGUGGGUGAGCUCCCUGCUCUGGGUACAGGAGGUGGCGGGGCCAGAUGCACACUCCUGUGGGGAAGCCCCAGGAGACUGGAGGACUCCACUCCCCCAAGGGGAUCACUGGAACCCUGUGAUCAGGAGGUGACAAGACACCUGGACCCCAUGGACCGCACAGACCUGCCCCACCCCACCAGAUUUCAUCUUCUCCUGGGUUGAGCUGCAUCUGGGAUCCAGAGGAAGGAAGGGACCUGCCCUGGAAGGCAGAGAGCGGAGAGCCACAGACCCCAGCCCAUCCUGUGUCUGCCCCAUCCUGGGACCUGCUGUCCAAGGCAGGGGAGGGGCGAGGCAGCCGCCUGGUCAGGAGCUCCAAAAAAGGGGAGACUACAAGGACCAGAUAGCACCUGUUUAAUCCACUGCCUUUAAUGCCAGGCCUGGUCUCAGCUGCUGCCCCCCUCUCCCCUUCCAGGCAAGGAGAUUGGGCUGGGGUGGGGGGACUGAGCGAGGCCAUGUUCCUCCUGCCAGCCUGAGCCAAUGCUGGAGUGAGGGUUCUUGCCAGGUGGGGUGGGGACAGAGCUCGCAGUGCCCCUGAAGCAGAGAAGGACAGCUGGGUGCCUGGAACUGGCUCUUCUGAAGCACACUGUAGGGUGGUUGGUGCCACCACAUGCUGCCUGCCUGCCCACCCGCCACCACCACCACGGGAGGUGCCAUGCACUCUGUCUGCCAACCCUGCCUGCAGGACAGGCCUGCGUGUAGCUACUCCUUCACUGAGCCAGAGCAAGAAACGGGCCAGGGUGCUCCCCCCUCAUGCCCCCCCUGCAUGGAUAAGACAGUGCCUGCUUGUGGUCGUGGGGUGGGGGGAUCCGUCAUCACCUUCCUCCCUGCGAUGGGGCUGGAUGGUGGCAGUCCCAGGCUUUUCCCGGACAAUGUCUCACUCCAUUCACCUGGCCCUGCCAGAUGGGUUUCGAGGCCUGGGCCCCUAAUAGGUGCCUGGCCAGUGCCUGUAGAUAGGGGAGGUGUUCUGAGGGGAGCCAGAGUCUUUCCAGUCUGUCGGGUGUCUAAUCAUACUGCCAAACCUCUGUAGCAGGAGGACCAGGAAUCUCCUCCAGUCCUUCCUCUGCCCUUGGAGUGCCCCCCCCCACAAAAAGGUGCCUGUGCUGUUCUGGUCCCAUCCCUCUCCAAGUGCCUUCCUGCCCCUUGCUCCCCCCCGCCCCCCCCAUGGGGGGAUGUCACAGCUGGGAAGUGUGUGCAGGAACAGGCUGCAGGCUAAAUCUGCCUUCCUGCCUAAGCUGCUUUCCCUUGGGCAGGUGGCUCCCUCCAGCCAGGCUGGCACAGCUUGGCAAUGUCUCCCUGGAAUCCUCCCCUGCACCCACCCCUGCCAAAGCGAAGCAGGUUCCAGCAUGGAGCCAGGGCAGGUGGGGGCCACUGCUGGAAAAGGACUGAGGGUGGACCAUGCGCUGGCGGGGGGUGGGGGCAGGGUGCAGGGAGCUGCUGGAUCUGUGCCACAAGGGCUUAACGUCUAAUAGGGAGUAAACCAGACUGUGUACGU